CGUCAAUAUGAGUACUGGCUGGAUGAAUUAACUGUGAUCAAUAUCUUACAUUAACAAUUUAACUUCUGUAGAUUUUAUUAUCGAUGUAUCCAAUCAGCAGUAUUUAUAUUCAUUCAUCAAUUUCAUUUCCGGUAUUUCUAUCUUGCCAAACUAUACUUUUGUGUGCCUUAUCGGUGUUAAUAUUCAGUCCAGCGGAAAUUGAAGCUCGAAUGCGGGUGAAUAAAUUAGUACCGUAUCGACAGGCACACGAUAAUUCCGUGUGUUCAUUAGCACAGAGGAAUGUAUGCAAUUUGAAAAAUUGUAAUUCUCGACCAUAACUAGUGAGCGUUAACCGUAGGAUAGAAAAUUUGAUGUGUUUCCAUAAUACCAAUCUAUGAUUGAUAGCGGAGACAUGAAUUUACACGAAUAUCGGUCUGAAAGGAGAUUUUCAAAGAUUUCACGCAGUCUGGAUUCAUAUAACGCAGUUCUAGAUUAUAGGGUAAUCACAAAUCAAGUAUUUAUUCACAACUUGAGGGUCAGUGUCCUAAUAAUCAGGGCACCAGCAUGCGUUUGGCAUCGCAGCAGUCUUUGUGGUGAUGACUGUAGCUGCGGGCACAUCACACUCGCCAAUAAAUAUCGAACUUUGCCACAACCUUACACACUCGAACUUGAAAUUAAUAUUGAGUAAGAUGGUGUUAAAACUUAUAAUUAGUAUCUGGAUUAUUGCGCUGUUCACGGGCACACUGGGUGAACGUAUUUCAGAGGAUGUACAAAUCGUUCUGUUACCAAUUUGGAAUUCUCAUGAAAAAGCUCAGAUUCCUAUGAGCUUCACGGUAUUUGGGCAGAAAGUGGAGCUGAGAUUGCGCAAGAACGAUAAACUUUUGAUUCCCGAUUUCCAAGUUUGGAGACACGGCAAGGAUGAAAUACUGAAGGAAGUACCAGAAUUGAGUAGACCAGCGUCCUGUCAUUAUCUUUAUCAAGAUGAUCUGGUUUCUGCUGCAAUCAGCGCAUGUCAUCCGCGAAGCGUGCAUGGGCUUAUCUUCUUGGAUAAUGUUACACUUGAAAUAACGCCAUUGCAUGACGGAAGUUCUUCGGCUUUCAGUCAUCGUUCGGUCAAAGGCCGUUCUAGAGAACUUUUGAAAGAACCACACGUUGUCAGGAGAACUUUGGUUUCAUCUCGUAUAGUUAUACACAAAAAUAUCCACAACCGCCCUACUGUGUUGUCGAACUCCAAGUACGAAAUAACUACUGACUACGACUUAUUCUCUAGACCGGCAAGGGAGAAAGGCAAGAUUGUCAAAUCUCUAACAUUAGAACUAGCAGUGUUCUUUGACGAAGCUGGUUAUAAAUUGUUCGCACCAUUUAUGGAUAGAGAUGAGGAGAAAAUGCGAGACAUGCUUUUGGCCUAUAUAAAUGGAGUCCAGGCCCUCUAUCAUCAUCCUAGUUUAGGGGCUAAAAUUGAUAUAGCACUAGUGCGCUUAGAUCUUAUGCAAAAGCAACCGUACGAUCUUCCACAUUAUAACGGAGAAAGAGAACGGUUACUUGACUCAUUUUGUAACUAUGCUCAAGUUCAUAAUCCAUCCGGAGACGACCAUCCGAACCACUGGGAUAUGGGCCUGUACAUAUCUGGGUUGGACUUUUAUGCCAUUGAAAGUGGCAGAAAAAAUGGUGUAACAAUGGGACUGGCAACAGUUGGGGGAAUUUGUCUUGAUAAAUAUGCAUGCGUGAUAGCGGAAUUGGGUACUACCAAUUUGUUUGGAAAACCUUAUCCUUCGGCUGGAUUUACUUCCGUUUUCAUCGCUGCCCAUGAAAUUGGACAUAACUUGGGUAUGCAUCACGAUUCAACGGGAAAUGCUUGCCCAAAAGAUGGCUACAUCAUGUCACCUAGUAGAGGUAUGCAGGGAGAAACUAUUUGGUCAGAUUGUAGCAGAGAUGUUGCUCGAAAGCUUUCUGAAACUAAACUAUGUCUAUUGGAUGACGCAGAAACAAAUAACGACAAAACGUUAGAUCACUUGAAAUACAUUGGUCUACCUGGCAAGCAUUGGACCGCGAAGAAGCAAUGCGAAGUUCUGUUAAGGGACAAGGAUGCCGUAAUCGUUACGUUAUCUCAAGCUUGCCAAUCUCUGCAAUGCAAAAGUCCUCAUCGCAGUGGCUACUACUUUGCUGGACCAGCUCUGGAUGGAACCUAUUGUGCAGAGGGUAGAGAAUGUCGUGGGGGGGACUGUCUCCCAUUAUUACAAAUUUCUACAGUAGGAGAAAGUACAGCUAUCAUAAAAGGUGGGUGGGGCGGAUGGACGGAAGAAGCUUGUCACAGUGGCUGUAUCAAGGGUUCGCAGGGUGCUCAAGUCAGGCGUCGUUCGUGUAAUAACCCUUUACCAAGAAACACUGCGACUGGCUGCGAGGGGAUGGGCUAUGAUGUUUCACUAUGUAGAGAUGAUGGUUUGUGCACGAAAAAACGAACGACUGCAUCUGAGUAUGGAACCCUAAAGUGUAGUGAAUUUAGCAAGCGAAUACCAGAAUUAGACAGCCAAGGUAGCGGAUUACAAGCACCGCACGAACCAGGUAGACCAUGGAUGGCUUGUGCAAUAUUUUGUCGUCGAAAAGAUGGUAGUGCUUAUUACACUCCACGCAUAGAAUUAAAUGAUCUUGGCCUUGACCCAUAUUUUCCUGAUGGAACAUGGUGUCAUGCCGACAGGGAUGAAAAUUAUUACUGCCGUCAACACCACUGCCUUCCAGACAGUUUUCGUUUUGGAAGGAUAGUAAGCAAGAAUGAUUCAAAGCAAGAUCUUAACUUUGGUCCACAGAAUGCUCGUCCUGGGAAAUAUGUGGUACCAGAGGAAUUGAUCAAGUAUUUAAGUUUAAGUCCAAAUGGUCUGCCGCUACUAACAACGUUAUCUCCAAGCAGUGGUAUCCUUCUCGAUGAGGGUGACUGGACGGAUAAAGAUUACAUCGAACUUCCGCAACCUGUCCAAGAAGAAGUAUUAGAAACAGAAGGUUCAGACGUUUAUGCUGCAAACCUGCUUGACCUCAACGUAGUGUUCCCCGAAUCCCUCUGAGUGGGCCAGAUACCUCAACUGACGACCUCCACCUAUUUUUAUGUAAUUUAUUGCUAUUAUUAUCUCUCAUGCCAGUCGAAUGAGUGUAGAGCAAAGCCAAUAAACGAGCAGGUAUAGGAACAUGUA
Messenger RNA from Athalia rosae (coleseed sawfly), 3161 nucleotides. It is a transcript of the gene stl, whose product is annotated as A disintegrin and metalloproteinase with thrombospondin motifs adt-1-like. Gene Ontology annotation, molecular function: metalloendopeptidase activity. Lineage: Eukaryota; Metazoa; Arthropoda; Insecta; Hymenoptera; Athaliidae. The transcript is spliced from 4 exons. The record is from RefSeq and is a predicted model, not a curated record. Bases 576 to 3035 code for a protein of 819 amino acids. Gene Ontology annotation, biological process: extracellular matrix organization; proteolysis. Gene Ontology annotation, cellular component: extracellular matrix.